AUGUCGUCUGCUUCUUCGGGCAAGACUCCCCGAGUCCUUGCUUGUGUUCUCUGUCAGAACCGGAAGAUCAAGUGCGAUCGUAACAGUCCUUGUUCAAACUGCAUCAAGGCAAAUGUCGCGUGUACCCCGAGUGUUCCGGCGCCCGCGCGCAAGCGGAGGAGGCCUAAUCAAGACUUGCAGCAACGGCUGGCGAGGUGUGAAGAGCUGCUCUCCGACUACGCCACUGGGAAGCCCGAAGACACAACAAAGGAAUCGCCAACUCGAGAUGAGUCCUGGAAGCCUUUGGGCAAGUUGAUCGUUGACGACGGCGGCGUGAAGAAGUUUAUGGAUAGCUACCUGUGGGCAAACAUCCACGGCAUUAAGCAGUCCCGCCGGGAUGAGCUUUCAGCAAUGCGCGAAAUACUCGAGGACGAGGAGACAAUAGAUGAUUCCAAUACGCCUGCCGAACCACAGUCGCCGGAGCUGAACACAGCGUUGGUGCUGUCGGAUUCUUCCAACGCCGAUCUCGAAGACCUGCACCCUCAACCUGCCCACGUCUUCCACCUGUGGCAGACCUUCCUGGAAAGGGUCAAUCCCAUCACAAAAAUCAUCCACGUACCCACCUUACAACCCAUGCUGUUUGAGGCUGCUAUCAGUAGGGCCAGCGUCCUCAAGAACACCGAAGCGCUCCUCUUUGCUAUCUAUCUCAUGGCGGCUGUUGCCAUGACUCAGGACGAAUGCAGGGAGCGGCUUGGAUACACGAGGGCCGAGGCCUUGGACCGCUUUUCCAAAGGUUGCCGAACGGCUUUGGUCCGCAUUGGCAUCCUUAAGGACUAUGACUUGACCAUCUUGCAGGCCAUGGUAUUGUACUUGUUCUCACUCAUCGGUCGUUAUGACCGCCACGCCGCCUGGAUCUUGAAUGGUGUCACUGUGCGGAUUGCCCAGAAAAUGGGACUCCACCGGGAUGGAGAGUUUCUCGGGCUUUCGCCAUUCGAAACCGAGAUGCGUAGGCGUAUCUGGUGGCAGAUCGUAUUACUCGAUGCCAUAUAUGCAUUGAUGUCGGGUCUCGGGCAGUCUCUCCUCCCACGCUCCUGGGACACGAAAGAACCGCGCAAUAUUAACGAUUCGGAUCUCUACCCCAACAUGACGGCGGUCCAGGCCAAGGAUGGACCCACUGACAUGAUCUACGUCUUGAUCAGCUACGAGAUGGCCAAGCUCAUGGUAGAGACACCAAUAUUGGAAUCGGUCAUCUUACAGAACGAGUUUGGGGCCCCCGACACGCCCGCUCCCGAAGAAGUGGACAAGGCGCGCAAACGUAUCGUUGAGCUCGAUGAUACCAUCGGUGAUCUGCUCGACAAGUACGGCGACUUGUCCAUGGGUCCGGUCCAUGAGCUGGCGAUGGCAACUAGACCAAUGCUGAUGGAUAAGCUGCGAGAUCUUACCUGCCCCCCGAGAGAGCAACCGGAGUGGGGCACUGAAAUCAUGACGCCGAAAGACAAUCUCUUCAAGAUCUCGCUAAGUACGGGAGAGCACAAUCUCCGGAUGUACAGAACGACACAGUUAAGGGGUACUUUCUUGUGGUUUAUGAUGACCCAUUUUCAGUUGGACAUACUGAUCUACAUGGUGGGACAGCUCAGCUCACGGAUGACUGGCCAAUUGGUAGAGAGGGCAUGGGCCGUCACGGAACAGUUAUACCACUUCCACCAAGAACUGUAUGAUCUCUCGGUGAAGCCACACGCGGCUUUGGCAAUCUUUGCCAUUAGGGGCUGGAAGCAGCGCGAGAAAUGGCUCCUCGAGACCGGGGCGCCUGCCCCCACAACACCCGGCUAUAUUCUGAAGCUGCAGACUCUCCUGCCGUCAGCAGAAACCAAGCACAUUCCUGAGGAUGUCAAGACGCCCGACCUAUCAAAUCUCAACAUGGCCGGAGAUGCGGUAGCGCCGCAAACACAGGAGGUGCCGGCGUGGGAUUCUAUGCUGGGUUUAGUCGAUACCGGGGCGAUUGAUUGGGACAUGUUCGCAGGCAGUGGCAACGGGCCGCUACCGACAGGCAAUGGGGGCUAUGGGAACUAUGGUACGUCGUACACAAAUAGCUGGAUGUAG
This is a messenger RNA of Anthostomella pinea, 2079 nucleotides long. NCBI's taxonomy places the organism in Eukaryota, Fungi, Ascomycota, Sordariomycetes, Xylariales, Xylariaceae. The record is from the annotation of a GenBank genome assembly.